Monosiga brevicollis MX1 is the source of this 1419-nucleotide messenger RNA. RefSeq lists its product as uncharacterized. The transcript has a single exon. The record is from RefSeq and is a predicted model, not a curated record. The coding region runs from base 1 to 1419 and encodes 472 amino acids. NCBI's taxonomy places the organism in Eukaryota, Choanoflagellata, Craspedida, Salpingoecidae.
AUGUAUCGCGGUACGCUCGCUGGCCGAUACAUGGCCUAUCCCUUACGCGCCUGUUUCACCGCAUCGCCCUCACCCCAAACCUUCCCGGUCAUGUCUAAUAUAGGCAACAUCACCGUCCCCGAGAACCCGGCCGGCUUUGAGCAGCAGCACCUGGUGGGCGCCCUGGUCACCUUUAGCAAUCCCCAGCUGAUUCCGCGAACUGUUCGUGAGUGGCGAGCCGAGCUUGCCCUUCAAGUGGACCCCCAAAACAACCGCAUCAGCCUGGUGCAACCAGCUAGCCGUCCCACCACGGCCCCGGCAGCCCUCCCUUCAAACACAACCGACCCUGAGGCCACAGAGCUUCCCGAUGGCGAGACUAAAGCAUCGCCCAGCCUGGCCAUCGCGACGUGGGAUGCCCACCAUCUCCUCGGCUUUCACUGGGAUCAGGAAUCCCUCAACGCCGUGCUUGCCAUCUGGACCAGCGUCAACAAUUUUGACAUCCACAACCUGCGCUUUGUCUCUGCGAACGACGCCGAUGCCUUUGGCAAUCUGGUUGCCGCCUGCAUACAAAACAAGUCAUCCACCUCUUCGGGCUCACCCACUCGCUCCCCGCGCCGCUGGUCGGCCGUUUUCCACUCCCUUUUUCGCCUGGCUGCAGGCAGCCCCCGCCCUACCACAGACUCGGCCUCGUCCUCCGCUGCUGAGGAGGACGAUCUGGACUACGACGGCGAAUCCUCCAGUAACGAAGCCAUCUACGACGUCCGCACGCUAGCUGCCUUCAACGAGGAGGGACCGGGCAUUUGUCGAGCCCGCGCCCUUUCCCUCUCGCGCAGCUGGAACACAGACAGUUUUUCCGGCACGCUUCCCAGCGGCCCCGGCAUUAACCGUCACAAGGGCUAUGGCAAACGUCAAAACGUACCCAAGCGAGCUGGUAAACCUGCCAACGCCCGGGCCGCUGCUGAAGACCGCCGCAACUCGGCACCUCCCGGCCUCUGGCGCGAUGGCACUCUCAACGCCCUCGACAGCCUUUCUUCGCGUCAAGACUCGGGCUGUUAUGGCUUUCACGAUGAGAACGAUGAUCUCCUCACCAUCGAUGAUGUCGAAGAACCGCUUCCCAUCCUGGAUGCCGAUGGUGAACCCGACUGGCUCUUUCGUGAACUUGAUUGGGAGUCCUCGGAGUUUCUUCUGGACGGCGAAGAGCCGGGCACUUUUCUCAUCCGCGCUCAGGAUGACGCACUCACGCUCUCCCUCAAGCGCGUCGAUGCCCGCAUCGAACACGUGCCCAUUAUGCAGUCCUCUGCCACCGGCCUUUACUACCUCACCGGCCUCAAACGCGUCUCACGCAGCUCCGUGGCCCACCUUGUCUCCUAUCUUGUUGCUGACCAUGUGCGCGUUUGUGGCUCCAUCCUUCAACGCCCGCUGCACGUCAGCGUGCUUUAG